AGCGCAUCGUGACAAACAGGGUGAAAACUGUUGGAAAACAGGCAGCACCGUGAUCGGCGCCGCGACGUCGCCACCCCCGGUGCGACGUUAAUUCAUCACGCUGGGCUUCGCUCGCAGGGUGUUACGUGCGUUUCGCUACCGGUAACGCGACAUAGCGGCUUAUAACGGCGGGUUAGUCAGUGUUUCGCGACCCGACGUAGUGCCUCGACUCGAUCCUGGUUCCCCGAUCUGCCGAUCGCCCCAUAUGAUCACGUAGUAACCCCGAAUCGAGGAAUCCCUCACCGACGACGCAAUCGCGACGAUCGGUGACUUGUGUCCGCGUUUUGCGCGCGAAGAACGGACCGGCACGGUGUCGAUCUUAGGAAAGGAUCGCUCCGUCUGAUCGGCCGCGACCAUGUGCAGCAACGAAAGCCCGCCGCCGGCCAAGGAGCCGCUCGCCGUUGGUUUGGGUAACCCCAUGGCCGGUUUCCUGCCGGGUCUCGAGCACUAUCGAUUGCAACUGUAUCACUACGCGAUGGCGGAGCGGCUGCGACUGGCUCAGCAGCUGCAUCCGCAACAUCCUGGCGUGGGUCACCCGCCGUCAGGUGCGCCAACCUUAAGUAUGAGUCCGGGUUUCCCGGCGCCGUUACCGCUGUAUCCCGCGGCCGCCGCUGCCGCCGGAUACCCUGGUCGCUUGGCGUUGUCGAUGGCAUUGCUGCAUCCCCAUCACCAGCGAAUACCGGAGGAACCCAAGCCGCAGCACAGCUACAUUGGUUUGAUCGCGAUGGCGAUACUGUCAUCGCCCGAGAAAAAGCUCGUGCUUUCCGACAUCUACCAGCACAUACUCGAGCACUAUCCGUAUUUCCGCACCCGUGGACCCGGCUGGCGUAACUCCAUCCGGCACAAUCUGUCGUUGAACGACUGUUUCGUCAAGUCCGGAAGAAGUGCCAACGGCAAGGGUCAUUAUUGGGCGAUCCAUCCGGCGAAUCUUGAGGAUUUCCGCCGCGGUGAUUUCCGGCGGCGCAAGGCACAGCGGAAAGUACGCAGGCACAUGGGUCUGGCGGUGGACGAGGAACCGGACAGUCCCAGUCCGCCGCCCUUACCGGCCACCCCGCCACCCCCGACUGCCCUUGGACCCCCGGUAGCCUCGCAGCCCAUAUCCGGCUUGUGGACGCCGCAUCAUCAUCAUCACCAGCAGCAGCAGCAGCAACAGCAGCAGCAACAACAACAACACUCCUUUCAGAGCCAAUCGCUGCGACAGUCGUCUUUCCAGCCGUCGAGAAAACGGCAGUUCGACGUGGCUUCCCUGCUAGCACCGGACGACCAACAGCACCAGAUCGUGGAGUCCGAUUCGACCAAGUCGCGGCGUUUCAGCUGUAGCGAAGACGAGCUGCACGACUUACCGGAGCCCGAUCAGGACGAAGAGGACGUCGACGUCGACGUGGUCGCCGACGCGAACGCGUUACCAUCGCCGGGCACGCCGCCGUCGGCCAGCCCGGACUCGAAGAUCUUGUCACCGGCUGGCCAUUGGAACCAUCAGAGUGUACAGAGCGGCGGCCAGCAGCAGCAACCGCAGCAGCAACAACUGUCGGCCGUACACCUUCACAAUCAUCUGCACGUGAGGAACUACUACAUACCGGCCAAUUCCGGCGGUGGCUCCAGCGUCUAAUGACGAGUCCGGGCCAGCGAGAGCGAGUCGGUUCGCAGGUAGCUGCUCGUGUUGUCUCAUGUGUCCACGCUCUUUGCCCUCGUCUUUGUUCUUCGCGCGCAAUUUCGGGAGUUCCGAACGUACGCGUCUCCGGACGCCCGGUUUUUCACCGAACGAGGAAACUUUGUGGUCUAAUCGUCUGAUUGAACCAUGCAUUCCUCUCGACGCGUUCCACCAUUGGAGCUGCAAUCCUCGACAGAAAGAAACGGGCGUUCGGAAACACGAGACGUUUCCGGCGAAUCGGGCACUUCGAGGAAGGAGAACAUGGCGACCGAGUCGAGAUCACACGAGAGACCGGCAAGAGCGUUCGUAAAAGAGAUUCUUCAAGCGUCUCUUGAAGAUUCGCAUGCUCGUAGCGAUUCGCGGCGUUCGCGCGAGUGAUUUCCGGUACGGACCCGGCGAAAAAUCUUCGGACCGAAGUCGGACCACGCGAGAAGUAGAUCGAUUAUGUCGCCGAUUAUGUUCCCAAUGUCACAGAAGUCGCGUUCCAUCGCAUGUCCCGUUUGCGUUCGACGACUGGUGUGCAUUUUCACGUCGCCGGCGACGGAAACUCCGCGCGGUGACAUGAGCUUCUAGUCCAAUCGUUUCGUUGAGAUUCAUCAGGAAAGGAGGAAGGGAGGAUAUUUUUCUAUCGUUUCUAGCGUUAGAGAUACCAUCGGAAAAGAUUGUUGUAUCAUGGGACUUUUACACGGAAAAAAAGAUUUCACCGCCGCAGCUAAUCAUGGUUUGCUGAAAAUAAAUCUGCUGCUGUAACUGGACAUUUGCUACUAUAAUUAAAACUUUCGCUGCCGUUGUUGCUGCAUCGGUUUCAUAGCUGAAUACAUUCCUACUGUACUUUUAGGUAUCUAUAUGUUACAACGAGAUUUCGCUGCCAUACAUAGAUUUUUGCUGCUGCAGCCAACUCUGUUUCUCCGUGUACGCUACGAAAUCGGAUUCCAUGUUUCUGUUCGUCGAUUUGCAAUUUCCAACGAAUCGUUGGUCCGCUCGAGUUGAAAGGUCACGCAUUCAAUUGAUUCUAAGCUUUAUUUGUCUCGCACAGAAGUCACGUAUGACGCGUUAUCUGAGCUCAAGAAUUAGGCGGCUCCAUUUAGCGUUGAAUGUACGAACGGAAUGUACGAACGGAAUACGGAUCGAGAAGCGAGCAGACAACCUGGUUUCUCGAGAGACGCCAUACGGACUCCCGGAAACGUUGCAAUCUUUGCCGAACGUGUGCUUCUAAAUUCCGAUUCUUCGCCAUUUCUGCAAUGCUCGCGAAUACCACCUCGUUCUUCACCCGAUUUAAUAAACGGGAUCGUUACGCGCGGACAAGGGCUGGCUUCCUCUUCGACGCACACGACCGACCCACUUCUCUCCGAACGUCGGAGAUCACUUGAGUCUGAUCAGUCGAAUUUGGCGAUUUGAGCGCGCGAGCUCAGGCUACGCGCGGCGAAUUUACUACGUGUACUAUAUAGAUAGAUGUCUAAGAAAAGAGUAUGUAUAUAGACCGGAGUCCGACGGUAGAAUCUUGACGCGAAACUCCCCCUCGAUCCCACACUGAGGGAAAAAAUUUCACCUUAAAGAUCUAAAAAGAAAGUCUUAAUUUAAUCUCGAUUUAAGAGAAAAUUGUUGAUCCCAACACAACGCGGUCGUUUUCGGCGCCGAACAUACCUUUUGGUGUCUGAACGAGAAACUAUCUUAGUGACAAACAAUUUGCAUAUAAUUAUUUCAUAUUGCUGUAUCGUAUUGUGCAUAUUUAUACUAUAUAGUUAUAUGCAAUUAUAUACGCAUAAUAUUUUGUAAUUGUUUCAUUAGUAACACUAUAGUGAUAUUACUGUCUAUAGUAGCGUUACACUAUCAGCGACACUUAUUACAAGAAAUCGGUUUCCCGACUACAAUUAUUCGCCUGCGCCUGAGAGAGUAGUCACAAGUGGCGGGCACUUUUUCCUCAGUGUGUUGAAUAACGCGCGUAACGCCGUGUAUAUAGCGACGUUGGGAUUCUACCGGCGGAUUUAGGGAUCUUUGUAAAUACGAGAAUCACGCGAGAAACGUGGGCCCCGUACGUCGCCGUGUCGGGGCACGGUGGCGCGUAGGAAGAUGCGUUGCACGCGGGGCAUUACGUCAUGACUGAUUGCGAUCUCGGCUGUUCAAAGUGUAAUAUAAAAGUCGUUUAAGGUACCUAAGGUAGCGAGAUAUCCCUCCCCGCUGUAUAAUCCACCAACACGUCGGUAGAGACGAACACGAAGGUAUAUUCUGUACAAACCCGAGUACGCCCUGGUCCCAUCCGCCCCCGUUCCCCUGAGCAUCGUCCCCGCUCCUUGUCUCCUUCUGUAUGUAUGUAUAUGUAUCGAUGUAUACGUACCUGCGUAUAUAUAUAUAUAUAUAAAUCAGACAACGUCCGGAAGCGAUCGGGAGAAUCGAUCGCCUUGUCGGCGUAACACCGAGAAACGCAAGACCAUUUUUUAACAGUUACCUCGUAAGCGUACGCCGGCGACCUGUUAUUGUCUCGACGCAACUGAACUUUAAUAAAG
This is a messenger RNA of Odontomachus brunneus, 4194 nucleotides long. It is a transcript of the gene fd102C, whose product is annotated as forkhead box protein D2-like. Gene Ontology annotation, molecular function: DNA-binding transcription factor activity, RNA polymerase II-specific; RNA polymerase II cis-regulatory region sequence-specific DNA binding. The transcript has a single exon. NCBI's taxonomy places the organism in Eukaryota, Metazoa, Arthropoda, Insecta, Hymenoptera, Formicidae. Gene Ontology annotation, biological process: anatomical structure morphogenesis; regulation of transcription by RNA polymerase II; cell differentiation. The record is from RefSeq and is a predicted model, not a curated record. The coding region runs from base 395 to 1648 and encodes 417 amino acids.